AAGCUAUAGCACAAAGAAGUUUUUACAUUGUUCGUUAGAGCAUCAAACUGUAUGUUCGGUAAAAAAGUUUUUAUAAUAUUAUAUAAAUGGCAAGUACAUCUAGCGAUCAGUCAAUAAUUGCUCAAAAAACAUGGGAGAUGUCAAAUAACGUUGAAAUGAUCAGCACAAUGGACGAAAUUUAUAGAUAUGAUCGACAAGAACAGCAAGACAUCCUUACAGCGAAACCAUGGGAAAAAGAUCCGCACUUUUUUAAAGAUAUCAAAAUAUCUGCUCUAGCUUUAUUGAAAAUGGUAAUGCAUGCAAGGUCUGGAGGUACUCUAGAAGUAAUGGGUCUAUUAUUGGGCAAAGUGACAGCAAAUACAAUGAUCGUAAUGGAUUCUUUUGCUUUGCCCGUUGAAGGAACUGAAACUAGAGUAAAUGCUCAAGCUCAAGCAUAUGAGUACAUGACAGCAUAUAUAGAAAACGCCAAACUUGUAGGAAGACAAGAAAAUGCUAUUGGUUGGUAUCAUAGUCAUCCAGGUUAUGGUUGUUGGUUGUCAGGAAUUGAUGUUUCCACGCAAAUGUUGAAUCAAAAUUUUCAAGAACCUUUUGUGGCAAUUGUUAUUGAUCCAGUGAGAACUAUUUCAGCUGGAAAAGUUUGUUUAGGUGCCUUUAGAACUUAUCCAAAAGGUUAUAAACCAGCUAAUGAAGAACCUUCAGAGUACCAAACAAUUCCAUUAAAUAAAAUAGAAGAUUUUGGUGUUCAUUGUAAACAAUAUUAUUCUUUAGAAGUCUCAUACUUUAAGUCAUCAUUAGACCGAAGAUUGUUAGAUUCUUUAUGGAAUAAAUACUGGGUUAAUACUCUGAGUUCUUCAAGUCUUCUAACAAAUGCUGAUUAUACUACAGGUCAGAUAUUUGAUUUGUCUGAUAAAUUAGAGCAAUCUGAGGUAGCAUUAGGAAGAGGAGGAUUUUUAAGCGGUAAUGAUUCACAUGAUCGUCGCACAGAAGAUAAACUCGUAAAAGCUACAAGAGACAGUUGUAAAACAACUAUCGAAGUCAUUCAUGGUUUAAUGGCCCAAAUAAUUAAAGAUAGAUUAUUUAAUCAUGUGGGGAAUUGUUCUAUGGAAACUUAAUUUUUUUCAGUAACAUACUAUUUUCACGUGAAAAAUAAAUUUUAAUAAUUAAUCUUGUAAUGGAAUAAAAAUACAGUACUUUAUUUUCACACCUUGAUUCGCUAAAAAUUAUAUACAGCAUCUGAAUUUUUUUGUAAUUUGAACCAAUAGUUUGUAUUUUUCAUGAAUGGUAUUUAUGUAUAAUAUAUAUAAUCACUUACAUUGUUAUAAUUUAUAAAAUUAACAUAAUAAUAAUGAUAAUUAUAAUAAGAACAUAUAGGCAAAAUUCAUUUUCUUCAAAGAGAUAUAACGUAAAGAGUUGUCAUAGGCUUUAAAAGCAAGGCUUACUCUUUAUCUACCUGUUCUUUAGAAAUAAAUUCAUAAUGUAGUCGAAUACCCAUUAAUAAUAAUAAAUUCCGUAUUACAUCAAAUAAAAUAAGGGACGGAUCUAUGGCUGAUACUGACAAAUUUUAAUUACAGAAUAAUAAAUCUAUAUAAAAUUUUUAAAAAAAUUUGUGAUCAAAGAUAAAUUUUUUUAUCAUCAAGUAUAUAAAAAUUGAAAAUUAAACAAUGGGAUAUUUUUAGAGUUAAUCGUACAAUUAGUAACAUUCAGUCAAUAACAAGAUGAAAAUGAAUUCAGUGUUAAGUACAAAGAUACCUAGAUUUCAAUCGAACACUUAUUGCCAUGAAAACAUUUCAAUAUUUUCAGCAGGAAAGUAUGAAAUCUUUUAGGAGUAGAAUAUCAAUGUUUUUUUAUGCAUACGGAUAGAUCUGUAUGUCUUCAUACUGAAAUAAAAUUUGACAUCCAGCGUUCCGGCCUCUCAAUGUGAUGAUUAAAGCUACGAAAAUGAAUGAUGUACAAAUUCAUAGCAGAAUUUAUUUUGUUCUGUUCGGACAAUAAGUCUCUCUGUAAAUACAAUUAACCAACUAUAAAAA
Molecule: messenger RNA, 2027 nt
Organism: Chelonus insularis
Lineage: Eukaryota; Metazoa; Arthropoda; Insecta; Hymenoptera; Braconidae
Gene: CSN5
Product: COP9 signalosome subunit 5
Exons: 3
Coding region: 87-1112 (341 amino acids)
Biological process (GO): protein deneddylation
Cellular component (GO): COP9 signalosome; cytoplasm
Molecular function (GO): deNEDDylase activity; metallopeptidase activity; protein binding
Source: RefSeq, a predicted model, not a curated record